UCGUCUGCUCUAAGACCCUCGCUGAGCUGGUCGUGACUGCCGUAUGAUGUGUAGUCACGCCGUUGCAGUUCUUGGCGCAACGCUUCGAUUGAACACUGGUAGUAGUCCAUGCAAUGUCUGGCCAAACUUGCGCUGGAUCUUCGUUUAUAAAUCGGCAAGGCUGACAACGGCUGUGUAGAGAUUGGAGAUGUGCGUGGCGUGGAGCAGAUGCAGCUUAUCGGCAGUGGUGUGUAGAGGAAAUGUUUGUAGAGUCGUGAGCGCCAUUUUUCAUAUUGUGUCGGUGUGUGGUGCAGGACGCGUGUUUAUUCACUUGCUUUGCAGCUGCCGCAUACAUGCGCUUGUUCGUGUGCGUUCGCGACUUCCCAACUUUCUCUUGAGUUUUUCCCGUUACGUCAGUGCUGGUUCCAGCGUUUUGCGUUCACCAUGGACGCCAAUAGCGACCUCGGGAGUACUCUUAACAUCUAGGUCGCACCUGCUGCCUGCUGUUGCUCGGUUUACGUGUUUGCUUCACCGCCCGCACCCGACUUGCGGAACGCUGAAGCCCUUCAAGGUCUGCUUCACUUACUGCCGGCCAUGGUUCCUACUAAUCGCGAUGGUGCCGAGCGCCCUCGCGGGGCAGGCAUUCAUCAGGCGAAGGUGUUGCACACUACGGGCAACAUCCAGGCAUCAAGCCGCAAGCCAACGUUAAGAUGCUUUCUCCUUGAGCUACCGCCAGGUAUAUCUUUUAGCCUUGGCACUUCCAGGUAGAUCCUCACUACUCCCUCCAGAGCUACGCGAUCGCAUCUACCAUUUCACUAAAGAACACAUGGAUGAAGAUCCACUGGAGUACUCUAAGAGGCCAGACCCAGAUUUCGAUCUAGGAAGUUGGGGACCAGACUCAGCAUACAAGCCCUAUCUUCCGCGGUUCUGUCACAAGACAUGGUUUGGUCCG
Molecule: messenger RNA, 931 nt
Organism: Macroventuria anomochaeta
Lineage: Eukaryota; Fungi; Ascomycota; Dothideomycetes; Pleosporales; Didymellaceae
Exons: 2
Coding region: 188-688 (166 amino acids)
Source: RefSeq, a predicted model, not a curated record